Molecule: messenger RNA, 1575 nt
Organism: Alternaria incomplexa
Lineage: Eukaryota; Fungi; Ascomycota; Dothideomycetes; Pleosporales; Pleosporaceae
Exons: 2
Coding region: 1-1575 (524 amino acids)
Molecular function (GO): protein binding
Source: RefSeq, a predicted model, not a curated record
AUGGACUUUUCACCCAGCAAGGCGAUGCCGCGCUCCCUCAUCGAGUCGACAGAGAUGCAGUCGGGCCAUGUUCGGAAGCCCACCCCAACGCUUCUUCCGGCCUUCGGCGAAGACGGGCCAUUCUCUUCAUCGCCCUUUCCACGCCCAACGUCCUCGAAACGCAAGUUCGAAGAGGACUCGCCCACCUUUCCCAAGCAACUGAAGUACUACCCGACCCCCCAGCCCACGUCGUCGACCAACAUUCUCUCCUCGUCGCCCCGCCAUGCCCGGCCGGGCUUCGAGCGAACCUUCUCUGCUCUGUCGGAGAGGACCCCACUCGGUGCUGUGCCCACCGUCGACCUCCCCGCAGAUGGCGAGGUCGUGAGAAUGGGCCGCAGCUCCAACACUUCGGACUACCAACUCUCCACCAACCGCCUCAUUUCACGCGUCCACGUCCAAGCUGCCUACCACGCGCCAAGCCCGCCAUACCCGCACGGCUACAUUGAGGUUGAAUGUCUGGGAUGGAACGGUGCGAAGAUCCACUGCAAGGGACGCAUCUUCGAGCUGAGCAAGGGAGACACCUACAUGUCAGAGAACCCCGAGACGGCCAUCAUGCUGGAUGUACAGGAUACCCGCGUCAUGAUUGCCUGGCCGACCAUCCCUGUGUCCAAGUUCUCCUGGGAGUCUGAGGAAGAAGGCAUGCCUACCCCGACCCGUACGCGUACCCAGGAGAACUUGGCUUCUAGUCCUCCUGUCGUUCCACGCUCGCCUGUCUCUCAAAGCCCUAUCCGCCCUCCUGUCUUCGCGGGUCUCAGCUCAAAUGCCCAGUCCGGUCCUGUUCAAGUGUUCGAAGAUGCCGACGCAAGUGUAGACAGCCCUGGCGUCAAGACCCCAGGUUCUGCAGACCAGACCUUUAUCCGCCCCUCUCUCCCAAGCUCCAGGUCUAGUCACGAAGUUCGUCCUGUCAUCGACCCUAAGGAGAGUAUCAACUUCGCUGCCGACGACUUCUCCGACAACGACGAAGAGAACGACCCUGUUGUACACUCAUUCGGACCCUUCGGUCAGAACUUGCUCAACGGCAUGGCUUCUUUCAACACAGCUACGCCAACACAGUCCAACGCCCCCCGUAUGCGCGGACCACUACUAUCACCGUCUCCCAGACGUCGAGUUACCGAGCCUAUCCGGUUCAAAGAGUCGCCCAUCAAGAACCAUGUCAUCAACCAGUUGGCGUUCUCUCGUAUCCACUCGCAGCCACUCUCCGCCAUUCACAGCAACCUUCCCGCCGAAUUGAAGGCUUGUGCGAUUAAGAGCACAGAUGGCAAGGAUGAAGAGGGCAACGGCGCAUCCACACCCCUUCCUCAGCUCUCUAGACAAGAGCUCAAGAGGAUUCUAGACGACACUCCAUGUGUUGGCGAGAUCCCCCGUGCCGGCAAGGAUGCCGCUGGCCAGCCGCUUGAGAACGAGUUCUACUACGUCCCCGAGAUGGACACCAACCAGAUGAGGCGUGAAACCAUCACCGCCGGUACACGCAGCACUGGACUACGGUCUGUAAGGAAGACACACAAGCAAUAUUACUGGAAGAAGCCUCGUGUCUAA